ACAUAUUUUUUAUGCUAUAGUAAAAGUUAUAAACAUAGAAAAUGCCUUUGAAGUUAAGACGUGGUGGUCGUGAUGCUGUUGACAAAAUGCUUACAGCCCAUAUUAAGCUGUUGGAUAACACUGUUAUUGACAUAAAUGUACCCUUGAAUGCAAAAGGAAGGGAUUGUUUGCAGAAGAUUGGACAGCUGACUGGAUUACAUGAGACUGACUUCUUUGGACUUCAAUUCCUGACAAAAAAAGAAAAGCUUCGUUGGAUUGACUUGGACAAGCCGCUAAAGAAGCAACUUGAUAGAUAUUCUGCACGUCGUGGAAGAACUGCGCUCCUGGUGUUUAAAGUUCAAUACUUUGUUGUAAAUAUUCAUGCUCUUCGACAAGAAAUUACCAGGUAUUUGUAUUACCUUCAACUGAAGACUCUGAUACUAAAUGGAAAACUAAAGUGCAAAUUACAUGAAGCCCUGAAGCUGGGAUCCUUUGCUAUGCAAGCUGAACUUGGAGGUUAUGACCCUGAGAUACAUUCAUUGAGUUUUUUAUCAGACUUUCUUCUGCUACCAACAUAUUUGACUGAAAAUGAGAAUGUUGAUGAGUUGCACAAAGAGAUUGCGUUGUUGUACAAAGAAAACAGUGGAUUGUCUGUUAGCAGUGCUGAGAAGGCUUAUAUUCAACUUUGUCAGCAACUUGAUGGAUAUGGGGUGGAGUUUUUUAAUGCCAAAGAUAAGGAUGGCAUCGAAAUUGAGAUUGGUGCAUGCUAUGAUGGAAUUAAAAUCCUGUACACCAACAGAGAAAAACCGAAUAUAUUAUUUCGAUGGCAAGACAUUGGUAACAUGGCGUUCAACCGACAGCAAUUUGUUGUAUUGAAUACGAAGUCAAAUCAGAAUUUGACUGCCCAAAUGGAAGAUCUUGAGUCAUCAAAAUAUCUAUGGAAACUUUGUGUCAGCCAGCAUCAGUUUUUUAGAUUAUCACAUAAUACAAUUGGAAAGUCAGCUUUUAGAACACAAAAUGAAGUCUCCACUGACCCAAACCUCUUUAUAAAAAUACAACAAACUCCUGGUAUAAGCAGACGAAUGACACUCACCAAACGACAAAUGAAGAAAACCCAAAAAUUUUCUGCUAGAUCAAGUGGAAGUAGCAAUGGACGUAAUGAACAAGGUGUGGAGAACAGUGUGUCAAAUUCUUUAGUUGACGAUUCUGUCGAUGAAACAGAAUUUUUACAUCGCUAUGAAGAUAUAUGUCGAUUAGCAAGAGAAAGGAGGGGAAGUUCAACCACAACCACGUCAAGAGGGAGCACUCCUGCGUCGAGUGAAUAUAACACUUCUGACUCCGAUUCGGAAGUUGAUUUUCGACAGUUUUCUGUACAACCUGUUGCUCCACAAGCUAAUGGUUCAUCAGGUUAUCGUCCGGUCUCACUUAUCUUCACCCGGCUGAGUAAAAUCGGAAUGCAACAUAGAGAUGAAUUACUUCGUCAUUUGGAAGGACUUCGUGAUGAUAACCAGCUUGAUUCGGAAUAUGGAGAAAUUUUCAUGAAGAAAGCUGAAUCUGAUUGUUCUACUGCGAUUGAAAACAUGGUGGCUAAUCGUUCUGAUGCAGUGUUACCGUAUGAAGACAAUCGUGUACUACUCAAUCCGAACAACAAUUAUGAAGCAACUAACUAUAUAAACGCAAGUCCAAUCCACAUGAACAUAGGAAAGGAUCAGCUAGCAUUUGUCGUAGCACAAUCUCCACUGAAGGAGACCACUAACAAUUUUUGGCAAAUGAUCUGGGAAAAGAAUAUAUGCGUGGUUGCCAUGGUUUCCAAAGAAGUGGAAGGAGAAAUUUCGAAAUGCUGGAGGUACUGGCCUGAUGACCAUAACAAUUCUAACGUUACCUUUGGACAGAUCAGUGUCAAAACAAAUUUCAACAAUUUUUUCGCCGCUUAUUCCAUUCGAAGUCUCCAGAUACAACACGUUGCAAGUAAACAGAGUCGUACAGUUUUUCAAAUUCAGUAUAUACAAUGGCCUGAAGACGGUGGUGUACCGAUGUGGACGAAACCAUUUAUUGAAUUUCUUGAGGAGAUCCACUCCUUACGUAAAGCUUCUGCCGAGAUGAACGGACAUCUUGAGGAACAAGAGACGUUGAUACAUUGCGAAGAUGGCGGAGGGAGAAGUGGAGUGGUAAUAUUAGCUGAAAUGUUAUUGGGUAUGAUCGAGCAUAAUGAGACGUUAGAUGUACCCAUGACGCUGGCGAAAUUGCGCUCACAAAGAAUGAAUCUAGUCUCUUCUGUAGACCAAUAUCGCUUCGUUUACCAGUUAUUAAUAGAUUAUUUAAAACGUAACAGGUUAAUUUAACAUUAGGUUAAGCGUCAACCGUGGUGUUGUAUCUUCAACAUUGACCAUGUUAUGUUCUGUCAAUUGGGAAUCCUAUUUAUAUAUACACAUAUUUCAUUUAUAUAUUUUUAUAUAUUAUUUGGUCUCGUUUAAUUGUAAAAUAUUACUGUUGCGUCAUUGAGCCUUAAAUGUUUAAUUCUGAUUAGUUAUAAAGAAUUAACUGGUGAUUGGUUGAAACACGACUCGAGCAUCUAACCCUUUACAAAAGUUCUCAAGCUGGCCCAUGAUUGAAUGGGAUAAUCGUAUUCUGAUUGGCUGACAGCGCCUAUUUCGCCAGACGCCACGAAUCUUAAUUUUCUGUUUGUGAUGGAAUAUUCCUCCUCACGUAAAGCGAUGUUUUUUUUUUAUUAAUUUGAGUUGCUUUCAAAUUUUAAUUUAUAGUUUUUGCUUUAUGUGGUCUUGUUUUUUCACAGCAUGCUUAAUUUUUAACUAUGCACGAACCUCUCAUACACUAAUAUUUCUUUUCCCUUUCAAAGAAGAUAUUUAAAAUGUGGAUUCGCCACCAGGUCCAAAAAUUGACUAAAGUUAAAUUAUGAACUCAUUUAGAAGGUGUAUAUUUUUACUUUUAAUUUGAUUGGUGCAUAUGGUGAGAGAAAUCUCUUAAAGUUUGGGAGGUCUAUAGAAAGUUGUUUGUAAAUAACUCAAGCAACUAUUCCAGCAAAUAAAAAAAUCAAAUCUAAAUAUAGAUUUAUUGUUUGUUUGUUUUCACUUUAAGCUGUAUAAAUUUCGUGUAAUUUAUAGUAUUUUUUCUCUUUUAAUAUGUAAACAGUUUUUAUAUACAUUUAAAUUUUAAAAAUAUGAUUUUUUUUUUUAAUUCAGAAUUUGUUUUAUAGUGCUAAAUUUUUUGGGUCGGGAAAAUGAGAAGGCCUGGCUGUAUUUUUAUUUAACUUUCUUGAAGGAAGAAACUAUCUUUUUUGCUAUGGUCUACUUUUUUUUGACGUAUACGAAAAGUCGUUAUACAACGCCAAAUAAACCUUGGACGAACAUGUGUAACAACGUAGUAGUCAUAGCUGGCACCUAUGGUGUAUGUGGUGCUGAAUUAUAUGAUUUAGAUUUGUAUUUCAUAUCUGUUUAUAGAAUUGAGAUGGUUUUUCUUUUUUUAUUGAUUUUAUUUAUUAAAACCUGGAUUACAAAUAAUGCGAUUAUAAAUUAAGAUGAAUGAUGUGAAAUAUGUCAUCGAACUUGUAUUUUUCCUAGUUUGUUUUUUUAGAAUAUUAAUAAAAAUGA
Molecule: messenger RNA, 3587 nt
Organism: Hydractinia symbiolongicarpus
Lineage: Eukaryota; Metazoa; Cnidaria; Hydrozoa; Anthoathecata; Hydractiniidae
Product: tyrosine-protein phosphatase non-receptor type 21-like
Exons: 24
Coding region: 42-2321 (759 amino acids)
Biological process (GO): protein dephosphorylation
Cellular component (GO): cytoskeleton
Molecular function (GO): protein tyrosine phosphatase activity
Source: RefSeq, a predicted model, not a curated record